Molecule: messenger RNA, 1976 nt
Organism: Salvia miltiorrhiza (redroot sage)
Lineage: Eukaryota; Viridiplantae; Streptophyta; Magnoliopsida; Lamiales; Lamiaceae
Product: ethanolamine-phosphate cytidylyltransferase-like
Exons: 9
Coding region: 371-1633 (420 amino acids)
Biological process (GO): phosphatidylethanolamine biosynthetic process
Cellular component (GO): cytoplasm
Molecular function (GO): ethanolamine-phosphate cytidylyltransferase activity
Source: RefSeq, a predicted model, not a curated record
AUAGGUAUAGAUAUUCUGUAAAUAGAUGACAGAAAAUCAAAUACAGCCUCAAAAAAAAAAAAAAAAAAAAAAAAAAGGAAAAAAGAAAUUGAAAAACAGAGAGAGAGAGAGAGGGUAGCAGUCCCCAGCAAGCUGCGGAAGAAAGAAAGCCUAACCUAAGAAAAAGGAAGUAGGCAAAGGCAUCCUCCUUCCUUUACACAAAUAUCCAAUUGGAAGGCAUUUUGAUUGAUUGGUUCAGUGACCGACGUAAUAUAGUUAUCAAUUGAUAAAAGUAGUUAACUUUUUGAGAAUCUAUUCAUAUUAAUCGACUACAAUAUAUACAUACAAAUAUCAAGAGAGAGAAAGAGAGAAAGCGCGCGCGAAGAGGAAAAUGGGUUUAGAAGGGGGGAGCAGCCAGCGGAUUGCGGCGUCAUGGCUGAUCGGCGGGCUUGUAAUAGGGCUGUCUAUGCUGGGUUUCCAACGCUUUGCUUUGCCGCACAUUAAGAAGAAGAAGAGGCCAAUUAGGGUGUACAUGGACGGCUGCUUCGACAUGAUGCAUUACGGCCACUGCAAUGCCCUCCGUCAGGCCCGAGCUCUCGGCGACCAAUUGGUCGUCGGCGUUGUCAGCGAUGCCGAGAUUAUUGCCAACAAGGGCCCUCCUGUUACUCCUCUUGACGAGAGGAUGAUCAUGGUUAGUGGUGUCAAAUGGGUGGAUGAAAUUAUCCCUGAUGCUCCCUAUGCUAUAACCGAAGAGUUCAUGAGAAAGCUAUUUGAUGAGUACAACAUUGAUUACAUUAUUCAUGGGGAUGAUCCUUGCGUUCUUCCAGAUGGCACUGAUGCCUAUGCCCUUGCCAAGAAGGCUGGCCGUUAUAAACAGAUAAAGCGCACUGAGGGGGUCUCGAGCACUGAUAUUGUUGGUCGUAUGCUUCUCUGUGUGAGAGAAAGGUCAACUGGGGACAGCAAUAGCCACUCAUCUCUGCAACGACAAUUCAGCAAUGGCCGCUCAACUCUGCAACGACAAUUCAGUCAUGGUCGCAACAACAAAUCUGAAGAUGGUGUCUCUGGCAGUGGGACACGGAUAUCUCAUUUUCUACCUACCUCUCGCAGAAUUGUCCAGUUCUCGAAUGGCAAGGGGCCUGGACCUGAUGCUCGUAUAAUUUACAUAGACGGUGCAUUUGACCUUUUCCAUGCUGGACAUGUGGAGAUACUCAGGCUUGCCCGAGGGCUUGGUGAUUUUCUUCUUGUAGGCAUCCAUACCGAUCAUAAUGUUAGUGCAAAAAGAGGACAACACCGUCCAAUUAUGAAUCUUCAUGAAAGAAGCUUGAGUGUAUUGGCUUGCCGAUAUGUGGAUGAGGUUAUAAUUGGUGCCCCAAUGGAGGUGUCGAAAGAUAUGGUUACGACUUUCAAUAUCUCUUUGGUUGUGCACGGAUCUGUUUCUGAGGAUAAUGAUUAUCAGAAGGAGAAGGAGAAUCCAUACGAGGUUCCUAUCAGUAUGGGAAUUUUUAAGCUUUUGGAAAGUCCUCUGGAGAUUACAACUAGCACGAUAAUCAAGAGGAUUGUAUCAAAUCAUGAUGCAUACCAGAAACGAAACGAGAGAAAAGCUGAAAGUGAGCGAAGAUAUUAUGAAGAGAAAGCUUUUGUGACAGGAGAUUGAUUAACUCUUAGAUUCUGGAAAGUAAGAGCACAGGACCUCGGUUUACGCCACUGUGUUUUUCAUGCUGUGGUAGAUCGGUUAUAUGGGCCUAGUUUGUUUUCAGGUGCAGAAGACUUAGUGACUUGAUGCUCUUCGACAUUCUAGCCUCACAAUAAAGAGGGUCCUCUCAUUGCUGAUGUUUUCUCUACUUUUCUUUUCUUUGCUUUUUGUAGAAGCUGUAGAACAAAGCAAUAGAAUACUUUAACAUUUGAUGAAUAUCUUAGCUAUAUGCCUCGAUGUUCCUAAAUGUAGCAGAAUAGGGGGAGUUUUAAAAUUUUACUGAGUUGAUGAUUAAUUUUGAAUA